AGAAUAUGUCAUUAGAGGAGAAGUAACAAUUUUUGGUUGAUGAAAUCAUCAAUAAGGCAUAUGAUAGUGAAGACUUUACAAAAUAUAUGGAUAGAAAGAAAGAAAAUGGUGGAUAAGAUUUAGAUAUCUGGUAGAUGGAUGAAUUAAGAUAAGCAGUCUAUGAUUAUCAAAAAAUGAAGAAUGCAAUAUUGUAAAUUGUUGAUGAUGAUGUUGGAUUUAAAAAGAAAAUUGAUUGUUAAAAAUUAAUUGGAACAGAAAUAGGAAACACAAAUAAUGUGUAUAUUACAAUUGAUUAGUACAAUAUAUAUUAAUAAUAGUUUUGAUAAAAAGGAUACAGGAUUCUUUAGUCUUAGUAAAUCAUAUGUAAACUAUAGAAUUGUUACAUAACCAUUUUAAUGGGCUGUUACUAGAAGAUAUUCAGAUUUCGAAUGGUUAAGAGAAAUAUUAACUAAAUAAUAUCCUGGAGUAUUUGUACCUCCUAUUGCUAAUAAAACUCCUACUAGAUAAUUUAGUGAUGCUUAUUUAGUUAAAAGAAUGAAAUUCUUAUAAGUAAUUAUUAAAUUCCUAUGUUUUUAGAAAUUCUUAAAUCAUUUACUUAAUUCAACGAUUCUCAAGAAUGAUAAAUACUUUUGUGAAUUUUUAAGAAUGCAAGAUGAAAAGGAAUUUAAAUCUCUCCAAACUGCUUCAGAGAAAGUUCAAAAAACUACUAAGUUAGAUAAAGUUAUAAGUGAGACAGGAACAAUUGAAGUAGCUUUCAAUCCUUAAACUGAUAAUUAUAUUAAAGCUGCUGGUAAUUUAAUGACAAGUUUAAAUUUAGAUUUUGAUGUGUAAGAUAAAUUUUUAUUAUUAGAAUUAUGAAAUAAUCUAAAAAAAUGUUGUAAGAUUUUGAUAUGGUAUCAGCAACAAUGUUUUAAAUGGGUGAAUCUUUUGAAGUGCUUACUAAUCAUAUUAAUUAAUUUAAUUCUUCUGUUUAAGAACCAGAAAAGAUUUUAAAGUUUGAAGCAGUUACAAUCACAUUAAAUAAUAUGAUGAUGAUAUGGGGUAGAAACUUUUAAAAUUAUGUGAAUUACAUUUAAGAUAAUUUUAGAAAUUUCUUUAAAUAUCAUGACAAAGAGAUAGUCUAAUUAAAAGAACAUUUAUUAUUAAGAUAAUAAAGUUAAGCUGAAUAUCUAAAAUAUAAGGAAAGAUUGGAUUUAAAAAAAGAAAAGUUUUAUUAAUUAAAAGAGUUUAAUAAAUGGGAAGUAUCAAAGGAAAUCUUAGAUGAAUUAAAAUUAAAUAUUGAAAAUAAAAAAUAUUGUUUGAGUGUUAUGCUACCUAAAGAAACAUCAUAAUAAAAUGAUUUAAGGGAUACAUAUGCUUAUUAUAAUCUAUCUACAUAUAAUGAAAUUAAAAGAGUCUUUGAUUAAAAUAUUGAUAUUUAUGCAAAACAUUUUAUUAAAUUUGCUGAUAGUCAAGCUAACAAUUUAACAAAAGUAAAAUUAUAUAUAUUUUAGAUGCAUUUAACAUGGGCUGAUAUACAAGGAAAUUUAUAAGGAUUAGACUUAAUAACAUAAAAUGAUUAAAAAGUUUAAAUUAUGCAGUAACCAAAACCAAAAAAUUGA
Messenger RNA from Paramecium primaurelia, 1601 nucleotides. The record is from the annotation of a GenBank genome assembly. NCBI's taxonomy places the organism in Eukaryota, Ciliophora, Oligohymenophorea, Peniculida, Parameciidae.